This is a messenger RNA of Antechinus flavipes (yellow-footed antechinus), 3985 nucleotides long. RefSeq names its product RAS guanyl releasing protein 3 (gene RASGRP3). Gene Ontology annotation, biological process: positive regulation of GTPase activity; Ras protein signal transduction. The record is from RefSeq and is a predicted model, not a curated record. Gene Ontology annotation, molecular function: calcium ion binding; guanyl-nucleotide exchange factor activity. The transcript is spliced from 19 exons. Gene Ontology annotation, cellular component: plasma membrane. Bases 564 to 2639 code for a protein of 691 amino acids. NCBI's taxonomy places the organism in Eukaryota, Metazoa, Chordata, Mammalia, Dasyuromorphia, Dasyuridae.
CAAACAAUCUUUAAUACAUUGAGCUCAAAAGCUAGCAGCUUUACUGUACUGACUUGGAGUAAACAAAUUGCAUUUUUUCUUUCCACAUUUCUUAAAGGGAUUUAGAUAAUGGAGGUGAUAAAAGUAAUCAAAGAGAGGGAAUAAGAGUUUCUAAGAAUUUAAACAUUUUAGAAAGAACUUUGAACUGAAGAAAACUGCAGGGAAAUUGAGGGAGAACACCAAAUGACCUCAUGUCUUCAGAUUAAGAUAUGAAAACUGCUAGAAAAUAACCCCACCAACUUGACUUUAGUGGAAAAUACGCUGAACUGGGAGUCAGGUCUGUUUCUCAAUUUGUGAAGAUUGUUCUCUUCAGGUUUCCUUCUAGACGCCUAAAUUAGUGAUGGCAGAAUCCACUCAUAAAAAUUCCAGUUAUGGGAAUCAGUCUUAAAAUCAUUAGUUUUCCUGAAGUACAACCAAAAAUGAAGCCCUCCCCUGACUGCUAAUGGCACUCAUCUCUAUAAUUAUGAAAAUGGUCUUCCUUUUGCUGAAAAUGUCUCUAAUUCUUUGACAACGGCUUAAGAACAAUGGGGUCAAGUACACUCGGGAAAGCAGCAACAUUGGAUGAGCUGUUGAACACAUGCAUCGAAAUGUUUGAUGACAGGGGAGAAUUGAGCAACAGUUAUUUGCCAAGAAUUGUUCUUUUGAUGCACCGAUGGUAUCUAUCAUCCACUGAGCUGGCAGGAAAACUUCUCUCAAUAUACCGAGAUGCUUGUGGGGAAGGAUGUGAUGAAUUCCGCCUAAAGGUUUGCUACUUCAUGAGAUAUUGGAUUCUGGAAUUCCCAGCAGAAUUUAAUCUGGAUCUUGGUUUGAUUCGUAUGACUGAGGAGUUUCAGGAAGUAGCCAGCCAACUGGGAUAUGAAAAACAUAUCAACCUCAUUGAUAUAUCCAGCAUUCCUUCCUAUGACUGGAUGAGAAGAGUUACACAAAGAAAAAAAGUAUCUAAGAAGGGAAAAGCCUGUCUGCUGUUUGACCAUCUGGAGCCCAUUGAACUGGCUGAGCACCUUACUUUUCUGGAGCACAAAUCUUUCAGACGGAUUUCUUUCACAGAUUAUCAAAGCUAUGUAAUUCAUGGCUGCCUGGAGAAUAACCCUACCUUGGAAAGAUCCAUUGCUUUAUUUAAUGGGAUCUCUAAAUGGGUCCAAUUAAUGGUUCUUAGUAAACCAACUCCACAGCAAAGAGCAGAAGUCAUCACAAAAUUUAUAAAUGUUGCCCAGAAACUCCUUCAGCUGCAGAAUUUCAACACACUGAUGGCAGUGGUUGGAGGACUGAGCCAUAGUUCUAUUUCCCGCCUCAAAGAGACUCAUUCUCAUCUUUCUUCAGAAGUUACAAAGGACUGGAAUGAAAUGACAGAACUGGUCUCCUCCAGUGGCAAUUACUGCCGUUACCGCAAAGCUUUUGCUGACUGUGAAGGCUUCAAAAUCCCCAUCCUGGGCGUUCACUUGAAAGACUUGAUUGCCGUUCAUGUCAUUUUUCCAGACUGGACUGAAGAUCAUAAAGUCAAUAUUGUGAAGAUGCACCAGCUCUCAGUGACCUUGAGUGAGCUGGUUUCCCUCCAGAGUGCCUCACACCACUUGGAACCUAACAUGGAUUUAAUCAACCUCCUAACACUUUCUCUUGACCUCUAUCACACAGAAGAUGAUAUUUACAAACUCUCAUUGGUGCUGGAGCCCAGGAAUUCUAAAUCGCCUACCUCUCCUACAACUCCUAACAAACCAGUAGUGCCAUUGGAGUGGGCAUCGGGGGUGAUGCCCAAGCCUGACCUGACUAUUAUUAACAAGCACAUAAGGAAGUUAGUCGAGUCUGUUUUUAGAAACUAUGAUCAUGACCAUGAUGGGUAUAUCUCCCAAGAGGACUUUGAAAGUAUUGCCGCCAACUUUCCCUUCUUGGAUUCCUUCUGUGUGUUGGACAAAGACCAGGAUGGCCUAAUUAGUAAAGAUGAAAUGAUGGCUUAUUUCCUAAGAGCUAAAUCUCAACUCCAAUGUAAAAUGGGACCAGGAUUUGUCCAUAAUUUUCAAGAGGUGACCUAUCUUAAGCCAACUUUCUGUGAACAUUGCGCAGGAUUUCUCUGGGGCAUAAUCAAGCAAGGAUAUAAAUGCAAAGAUUGUGGAGCCAACUGUCACAAGCAAUGCAAAGACCUUCUUGUGCUGGCAUGCAGGAAAUUUGCAAGGGGGACCUCCGUGGGAAGUGGUCAUGGCUCUCUUCCAGGCAGCCCAUCAUUGCCGCCAGUUCAGGAUGAGGUGUUUGACUUCCCUGGGGUUGCUGCUGGACAUCAGGAUCUGGAUAGCCGAGCCAUAACCUUGGUGACAGGCUCUUCCCGAAAGAUCUCCGUGCGCCUUCAGAGAGCCACCACCAGUCAGGCCACUCAAACGGAGCCCAUGUGGUCUGAGUCUGGAUGGAGCGACUCAGGAUCUCACACAUUUCCCAAAAUGAAAUCCAAGUUCCAUGGUAAAGCUGGAAAGGACAAAGGCUUUGCCCGAUGGGAGAAUGAGAACCCUGGGGGGCAGGUCACCAAGAACAUGGUGAGCCAGAGCACAGAGUAUGAACUGGACCAGAAUGGAGCAGACACCAAUGAAGCUAACCAAGAAUGUGAGGAUGGCUGACCCUUGGAUGGGGAAAAUGAAUGUCUAAUGAACUUGGCAGUUGUAUAAAGCAAGAUGAAGAAUCAUGAAGACCAUGUUCUAGUCUGGGAAAAUGAUCAAAAAAUAUUCCUGCCUUGUGAACUUCUCAGGUCAUUCCGUCCCAAGAGUGUGAUGGAAGGUCCCUGUCUGUGCAGCACAAAAGUCAAUGUACUAUUUAUUUCUCCCCCUUCCCCCAGUGACUGAUGUUAGGCAUUUCAGAAACAAUGAAGACUGCUAUAUGCCAACUCUAACACUCUUGUUUUUUCUUUCUUUGUCUGUGGGCGAAAAGAAUGCUUUUUGUGCAUGUUCUACCCAUUCUCUAAACUGAAUGUAUUUGUUUUUUUCUUUUCCUGUGAAAAUAUCUUAUCAUUUUUAUAAACUUAAUGUGGGUAGAGAUCAAACAAGUGUCAAAUCUCUGAGUUGAAGAAGUCUAACUGGUAUCUGAUGCCUGGGGUAAGUGACAAAUCAAAUUCUGGUGGGCUUGAGAGGGGUGAGGAAGAGACCUUGAAUAGCAAGGCCCCCAGUAGUAGAAGAGAUUACUAUUGGAAAGGCCAUCGUCAAAAGAGGGAGAGGGACAGGAAAGCACCACGGAAGAGUUCAUGAGAUGGACAGCUGCCUGGAUUACGAAGUCAACCCAUGAUCUGGUAGCCUUCUAUUCCCCCAUAUUGUUUUGCUAAAUAAGUGCUAAAUUGAAUUAUUGCUAUCUGCAGAAGGAACACGUGUCAGCACACUCUAAGUUUUGGUUCUGGACAUAAAACCCUUCCACUCCACUCCUGUUAUGACUCUGGGUGGAAUACUUCACCCCAUAAUACUCAUUUUGCCAAGCACCAGAACUUUUUUCUUCCUCUUUGGAUAACCCCAGAACAGACCCAGCAAAACACAGAAUUCACCAUUUCCUCUAUGCACUCAUUGUCACAGGCAACAAGUUUACUUUGUCCUUUUUUAUAUUUAUUUCACUUAAGUUGUAACAUCUGAAGCCUCUGGGAAAAUCAAAGAUAUGGUCUGGAAGAACUCCCUAAACAUACUUAGUCCGUUAUAAAAAUAAUGAUUAUUUUGGUAGAAAAUUAACUGUUUGAUCCAUUAGACUUGAUUUAGAAAUGUUCCUUUUUAUUUUGUAACUACUGAAAUGUUCCAGUCUUAGACAAUCAAUUUUGAGGAAAAAAAAAAUCAUAGCUACAGACAAAACAACAACAAUGAAAGCAAACUUUUUUCUUCUUCCAGGAAUCUUGUUGCUAAAAAAAGAGAACUCUUGGUCACAAAGACGAUUCUCAGUGUUCUUUUUUUGUAACUGAUUAUGUAACCCCCAUAAAUAAAAACUAGUCUUGGGA